Didymodactylos carnosus is the source of this 3741-nucleotide messenger RNA. NCBI's taxonomy places the organism in Eukaryota, Metazoa, Rotifera, Eurotatoria, Philodinida, Philodinidae. The record is from the annotation of a GenBank genome assembly.
AUGGAAAAUCUUGCCGAAUCAAAUGAAAUAUUUCCAUGGUUUGGUAUUGAUAUUGGUGGUACAUUAGUUAAAUUAGUAUAUUUUGAACCAUUGGAUCUAACGGCUGAUGAAAUCAAACAUGAGGGAGAUAUUUUACAAAAUAUUCGUCAUUAUUUAACAUCAAAUCGAGCAUAUGGAGAAGAUGGUGUAAGAGACGAUUUGUUGGAACUGAAAAGCAUCCGUUUAGGAGGAAGACGUGGUAAUUUACAUUUUAUCCGUUUUCCAACAUCAAAAAUGAUUAAUUUUAUUGAAUUCUGUGUAUCACGAAAUCUUCAUACGUUAACAUUUCAAAUAUUUGCUACGGGUGGUGGUGCUUAUAAAUUUGAUCGAGAUGCCGUGGAAAAAUUGAAAUUAAAAUGGUGCAAAUGUGAUGAAUUAGAUACACUGAUAAAUGGUUUAAGUUAUCUAACAAAGUUAAAUACAAAUGAAUGUUUUUGCUACGAAGAACCACAAAAUGAAGAUAAUCCAAAUAAACAUACAUUUAAGUUUGAUAUUCAAAAACCAUUUUUACUCGUUAACAUUGGCAGUGGAAUAAGUAUUUUACACGUACAAUCAGAACACUCUUAUAGACGUAUAACAGGAACAAGUAUAGGUGGUGGUACAUUUCUUGGUCUAUGUUGUUUAUUAACCGGUUGUUCAACAUACGAAGAAGCAAUUACUUUAGCUAUACACGGUGAUAGUACAAAAGUUGAUAAAUUGGUGAAAGACAUAUAUGGUGGUGAUUACGAUCGUUUUCAUUUACCGGCACAUAUUGUUGCAUCCAGUUUUGGCCAUAUGAAUUUAUCUGACAAACGUGAACAAGCGUCAAAAGAAGAUUUGGCGCGUGCCACUCUUGUCACUGUGUUGAAUAAUAUUGGUUCAAUUUCCAUGAUGGUGGCAAAAACGGAAAAUGUUGAUCGUAUAUUAUUCAGUGGUAGUUUUUUACGUAUUAACGAUCUGUCAAUGCGGCUUUUAGCAUUUGCCAUGGAUUUUUGGUCUCAAGGACGAAUAAAAGCUAUUUUUCUCGAGCAUGAGGGCUACUUUAGUGCUGUUGGUUGUUUAAGAAAGUUCAUUAUGGACGCUAAUGGUGGUAAUUGUACCGAUAUACCUUUAUCAUCUGACGUUCAGUCAGCGCCAACUAAUUCCGCAGUACUUCAAACACGAAUGCAACAUCAACUAAUGGGACAGCCAAUGGCUUAUGAUCUUGUUUUAAAGUCAAUUAGUUCACAUGUUUUAACAGAACAUCCAUCAAAAGCUCUAGUAUUAUCAUUUCAUGGAAGCACAGGAACAGGGAAAAAUUUUGUUACAAAACAUAUCGUUGAAAGCUUAUAUCGAAAAGGAUUUGAGAGUAAAUAUGUUCGAUUAUACGUAUCUUCUCGUGAUUUUAUGCAUAAUGAUCCUGAACAUUUGAUCACGUACAAGGAACAUCUUAAAAAGGAUAUUGAAAAGGCUACAAGUGGAUGUUCCCAAUCGAUAUUUAUAUUUGACGAAGUUGAUAAGAUGCCCAUACAAUUACUCGAUACCAUCAUUUAUUAUAUUGAUUUUCAUAUUCCAAGCUAUACGAAACCAGUUGAUUUUCGAAAAACAAUAUUUAUAUUUUUAAGUAAUACAGGUGGCACAUCAAUGAUUCGUUUAGCACAAAAGUACCAUUUAUCAGGAAUUAAACGUGAUAAUUACAAUGUAGUAGAAUUUCAAAAAGCUUUAUCAAAUGCAGCAUUUAACGAAGAAGGUGGCCUAUGGCAUGCAUCUUUAAUUGAAAAACAUUUGGUAACAUUUUUUGCACCAUUUUUACCAUUAGAACGCGAACAUAUUCGUACCUGUAUUCAACGUCAAUUAGAUAUUAUCAUUCAACAAAAUCAAGAAACGAGUUUAACAGUAUUAGAAAAAAGUAGUAUUAUUGAUGAUGUGAUUGAUUUAAUUGAAUUUGCUCCGCCAGAUACAGCACUCUAUUCCGUAUCAGGCUGUAAAAAAGUUCAACAAAAAUUAUAUUAUAUACUUGAAAGUAGACGAAAAGAAAAUAGUCAAUGUGAACUACAGCAUGAGGAAAUAUUUAUUGAACGCAUUAUUUCAACUAUCAAUAUGAGUCUAAAACAACAAGUCGAAUUAUUGAAUAAUGAAAUUCAUAUAUUACAGAAAAAACUUGAUAGUAAAAUAAAAGCAUUUUCAAUUUUAAUGAAUGAAUUAGAUACGCUUAAACAUGAACGUAAUCAGUUUAAAUCAAUUGCUGAUCAUUUACAAGAAAGAUGUGUUCAAAUGAAAAAACGACUUGCCAUACAACAUGAUCCAUUAGCUUAUCAUUCAACUGCAAAUGGAUACGACUAUGUCAAUGAUAGUACAAUUCAAUUAUUAAAAGAUGCUCUAAAAACUGUUCAAGAUGAAAAAGAAGUAUUACAAGGAAAAUUUGAUGAUGUAUCACGUGAAUUAGUCGAUGUUCGUGGCGAUUUAAAUAUUUUUCGUCAAACACGACAUCGAGCACGCAUCAGUACCAAUAGCAAUAAUGAAGAUUCAAUAUCAACGAAUGAUAAUCAAGAUUUAUUGAAACGAUUAGAACAAUCAAGUGAACGGAUUAAUACAUUAGAAAAUGAUUUAAAAUUAAUUGUUUGUCAAAAAGAAGAGUUAGAAAUUGAACGUGAUUCAUUUAAAACAAAAUAUAUGAAAUUAAAUCAAGAAUUAAAUAAAAUGUUACAUGGAGAUGAAAAACGGGUGGUCGAUAUUGAAUCGGUUAUUUCAGAGAAUAGAUAUUUGAAAGAGAAAAUAAAAGAAUUAGGACAAGAAAAAAGUCUAGCGAUUGCUAAUGCAACAAAAUAUAAAGAAUUAUUGCAAACAAAUCGUUCAGCAUAUAAGCGUUUAGGAAAAGUUCAAUCGUCUAGUAGCAUUCUUACACAUAAACAAGUUCAAAAUAUUUUGAAACAAAGUUAUGGUAUGCCAAAUAAUGAAGCGACAACGUCUGAUUUACGUGCCAUUGCCGAAGCACUCUUCGAAAAUAUCAAGGACAAAAAUUUGACACUUCUUCAUCAACGAAAAACAAACAAAAUUUUAGCUAACCGUGUUAAUGAACUAGAAAAACGUCUGGAAGAAAUAUCCGGUUUUAUCGUUGAUAAAACAGAUCAAACUAACUCACUCACACAAUUACUUGAUGCGGACAACAAAUCAGUAAUAUCACAUUCAGAUUCUUUUCCAGAUUCUAUAACAUCUUUUGUUAAUGAAAACGAUAAUGAUAAACAACCGACAACUGAAUUAUUUGGAUUUUUGUGGCCAGUUGUUACAGAAGCGACGAAAGAUCAACAACAAUCAAAAACAUCUGUAGACGAAAUAAAAUCGUCAAAACAUACUUUAACAUGUCAACAAUCAUUGAAAACAAAGUCAGAUAGUAUUGAGUUAGAAAUGGACAAUCCGUUGCCUUCUCCUUCUUGGUCAAAUUCACAAAGUACUGUAGCUUAUUUAGAAGAAACUGAUAUUAUUCCAGUGAACACCACAAAUAUCAAUGACGAAAAUUCGCCUUGUAACAUUGACAAUUUGACUCAAUUGACAUCAACAACUGAUCAUGAUAUUGAAAACUUACAUGAUUUACUGAGUGCAUGUAGUACAAAAAUGUCUAGUUCAGAUUUCUCUUCCUCAGAGAAAAAUCUCGAUGACAAUAACGAAUCGAUAGAAAAUGAGCCACUUUUGCAAAAUAAUACGAAAACAAUGACAACAAUGGUAUUAUCCAAUUUAACUUGUUAA